Molecule: messenger RNA, 387 nt
Organism: Kuraishia capsulata CBS 1993
Lineage: Eukaryota; Fungi; Ascomycota; Pichiomycetes; Pichiales; Pichiaceae
Exons: 1
Coding region: 1-387 (128 amino acids)
Biological process (GO): modification-dependent protein catabolic process; translation; protein ubiquitination
Cellular component (GO): cytoplasm; ribosome; nucleus
Molecular function (GO): structural constituent of ribosome; ubiquitin protein ligase binding; protein tag activity
Source: RefSeq, a predicted model, not a curated record
AUGCAAAUCUUUGUUAAGACUCUCACUGGUAAGACCAUCACCUUGGAGGUCGAAUCCUCUGACACCAUCGACAAUGUCAAGUCCAAGAUCCAAGACAAGGAAGGUAUUCCUCCAGACCAGCAGCGUUUGAUUUUCGCUGGUAAGCAAUUGGAAGACGGCAGAACUCUUUCCGACUACAACAUCCAGAAGGAGUCUACUCUCCACUUGGUCCUCAGAUUGAGAGGUGGUAUCAUCGAGCCAUCCUUGAAGGCUUUGGCCUCCAAGUUCAACUGUGAAAAGUCCAUUUGCAGAAAGUGUUACGCCCGUUUGCCACCAAGAGCCACCAACUGUCGUAAGAGAAAGUGCGGUCACUCCAACCAAUUGAGACCAAAGAAGAAGCUUAAAUAG